AUGAACCUGCCUGCGAUUUAUAGGUCCGGAUUCAAGUGUUCAAAAUGCAACAAGUCAUUCACCAGCAAAGAUGUCUUCUUGGAUCUCACUGUCACCUCAGGAAUGAAAGAGUACAGUGAACUCAAGCCUGCUAGAACUGAGCUGUUCAGGAGCCCGCUCGUCUCCUUUCUUUACGAGAGGGGGUGGCGUCAGAACUUCAAUCGCAGUGGCUUCCCUGGCCGCGAUGAAGAGUUCCAAAUGGCUCAAGAUUAUUUCCAAUCAGUCGCUGGUGGUAUACUCGUUGAUGUCAGCUGUGGCAGUGGCUUGUUUUCAAGGAAGUUUGCAAGCUCUGGGGCAUAUUCAACUGUGAUUGCUUUGGACUUUUCUGAGAAUAUGCUCCGCCAAUGCUAUGACUACAUCAAACAAGAAGAAACCCCUAUGAACACAAACCUCGCACUUGUAAGGGCUGAUAUUUCAAGGCUCCCUUUUGCUUCAUGUUCAAUUGAUGCCAUUCAUGCUGGAGCCGCUAUCCACUGUUGGCCAUCCCCUUCAAAUGCGAUAGCUGAAAUCAGCCGUGUGCUGAAGGCCGGUGGUGUAUUUGUAGCGACAACCUUCUUAUCCACCCCCACGAACAGCGGCCCGUUCUCUAUUGACGCACUAAGGCCACUGAGACAGAUUGUUGGGACAGUGAACAGCAGCUACAACUUCUUCACCGAAGGAGAGCUGGAAGACCUGUGCACAUCCUGUGGCCUGAUCAACUACAGCAGCAAGGUGCAGAGGUCAUUCAUCAUGUUCUCCGGGCAAAAGCCAUAG
Molecule: messenger RNA, 792 nt
Organism: Triticum turgidum subsp. durum (durum wheat)
Lineage: Eukaryota; Viridiplantae; Streptophyta; Magnoliopsida; Poales; Poaceae
Source: the annotation of a GenBank genome assembly